AUGUCGAACCCGGCCGUCGGAAACGUCUACCAAGCCAUCAUUGACGAGGUUGUCAAUAGUUCGCGAGUUGAUUUCGAGGAGAGCGGCGUUGAAGAAUCAGUGCUAGAAGAGCUGCGACAGGGAUGGCAGCAAAAGCUCACCCAGCUUCAUGUCGCUCAGUUUCCUUGGGACCCCAAGCCCGACCCCCCCGCACAAGCUCCGCCGCCUGCUGUUCCACCAGCUCAAACUCAUGCUCAGGCUCAAUUCUCGCCUCAGCUAAGCAACCCAACUGGCCUUUCUUUACCGGGAAUGGCCCAACCCCAGGUGCAGAAUGGUAUCAAGCCUGAAGGCAACAACAUCAAGACCGAGCCUCACGUACCUAUCAAGCAAGAGCCCGGCUUGCAGGGUAACCCGAUGGCCUACCAACAGUACAACAACAACACCAACAUCAACAUGAAUGACAACAAUGUAGCUGCCAAUCGUGCUGCUCAGCAAUUGCAGGCUCAGUAUGGGCAGCGAGCAGCCAGCUCUAUCAACGCCCUUCAUCAGCAACAAGGCCACUCUCAACAGAACCAGCAACAGCAACAGCAACAACAACAACCAGCUCUGCCGCAGCCACAUCAGCAGCAACAACCCGGUCUGACCCAGCAACAACACCAGCAGCAGCAGAUGUAUCGUCAGCAAAUGGCCGCCGCAACUGCCCAACAGCAACAGCAACACCCGGCCAACGGCCAGCCCCACAUUCAAAACGGUCAGACUGACGGCACUGGCGAUCUGGAAGACUUUGAGGGUGUGCUAAUGCAACGAGCUGCUGAUGGCAAUUUGCAUGAACUCGGGCGAGUUGAGAUUGACCGUAUGCUGCAUGAACAAAUCCUUGCCAAGGCCAAGAGCAUGGAGGGCGGCGGUCUGAUGCUUCCUUUGAAAGAGGCAACUCGAACUUCGUCAGCCCCGACAUCACGCGUGGUCAAGGGCAAACAACCUGCCACAUACGAUGGAGGUGAUGAUGACGACGAAGAUGAUGAAGACGCCAUCAACUCUGACCUUGAUGACCCAGAAGAGGACCGAGACGACGAUGAUGUUGAUGAUGAGGGGCUUGGCAAUAUCAUGCUGUGCAUGUAUGACAAGGUUCAGCGUGUCAAGAAUAAGUGGAAGUGCACUCUUAAGGAUGGAGUUUUGACCGUCAACGGCAAGGAGUAUGUCUUCCACAAGGCUACUGGCGAAUAUGAGUGGUGA
Messenger RNA from Fusarium proliferatum ET1, 1212 nucleotides. RefSeq lists its product as uncharacterized. The record is from RefSeq and is a predicted model, not a curated record. Gene Ontology annotation, cellular component: transcription factor TFIIA complex. Gene Ontology annotation, biological process: transcription by RNA polymerase II; transcription initiation at RNA polymerase II promoter. Lineage: Eukaryota; Fungi; Ascomycota; Sordariomycetes; Hypocreales; Nectriaceae. Bases 1 to 1212 code for a protein of 403 amino acids. The transcript is spliced from 3 exons.